Drosophila miranda is the source of this 2220-nucleotide messenger RNA. Its product is annotated as protein peste. The record is from RefSeq and is a predicted model, not a curated record. NCBI's taxonomy places the organism in Eukaryota, Metazoa, Arthropoda, Insecta, Diptera, Drosophilidae. The coding region runs from base 336 to 1883 and encodes 515 amino acids. The transcript has 5 exons. Gene Ontology annotation, molecular function: scavenger receptor activity. Gene Ontology annotation, cellular component: membrane; cytoplasm.
UCACUCGAAGCGGUUCGAUUAAAAACCAAGAAAAUCUUAAAGGGAGGAUCGAUCUCUCAAGCAAAGAAUUAUAAAAAGAGAUCUGCAAACAUAUAAGAAAUCAGAGCCUCAGAACCCUGCAUUAUCGCCGCUUGAUGAUAACCUCCACCUCUGGAGGGUGGACUUGGACUCGGCUCAGACAACAGACAGCAGUAGGAAGUUGGACCCAUCAUCCAUCAGUCAUCAUCUGGAAUCACAGAGACCAUCAUCGGCUGAAUCAUCUUCCUGAUCAUCGCUGGAUCGAACUAACCAUUUCAGACUGAUAUACGAUCCGUUACACGUUACGACGAGACAUCAUGAUUGGAAAACAGCGCAUUCUCAGGACGGGUGUGGCGGGUCUGCUGUUGUUUACGUGCAGUCUAUAUGCGACUCUCUAUCUGGAGCGUAUAGAGCAAUGGGUCUUGGAGGGGUUCAUGGUAUUGAGACCAAACUCCCUGAUCACAGAUCUGUGGGAGUCCCCUUCGAUGGACACGACCGUGGAUCUUUACAUGUUCAAUUGGACCAAUUCGGAGCACCUCAAUGAUCCAACAGUGAAGCCUCGAUUCGAGGAGUUCGGACCCUACAGGUUCAAGGAAAAGAUGCAAAAGCUGAAUGUGGUCUGGCACGAUGAGAACUCCACGGUCUCGUACAUGCGUCGCAGUCGCUUCGAUUUCGAUGAGGCGGGCAGUGCGGGUCGCCCCACGGAUCCCAUCGUGGCCCCCAAUCUGCUGAUUGUUGGCAUUUACCAGAAGAUGUGGAGCUGGAGCCCCAUGCUGCGGACCCUUAUGAUGAUGACCCUGAAUCUGUACGGCAAGGAGACCACCAUGGUUCGUCCUGCCGGUGACUGGAUGUUCGAUGGCUUUGACACGCCUCUCCUCAAGAUGAGCAAAAUGGUUCCCACCAACUUGAUGCCCGAACUUAAUUUUCCCUACGAGAAAAUUGGAUAUGCUUAUCCUCGCAAUGGCAGCAUGGAGAUCUAUGGCCAUCACAAUGUCUACACGGGACGCCAGGACUUUAGUAAGUUGGGACAGAUCGCCCGUUGGCGGUAUAACAAUGUCACUGCCUCAAGUCCCAGAUGCCGACUAAAGGGAAGUGCUGGGGAGUUCCAUCCGAUUCCUUUGGAAAAGGGCAGAAAUAUCUCCUACUUCCUUCCCGACAUUUGUCGCGAACUGGAGGUGGACUACCACUCUACCACCGUUUUCGAGGGCGUAGAGGGAUAUGUUUACAAGGGCAGUGCCCGGAACAUGGCAAAUGGCACUGAUAAUCCACAAAAUAGUUGCUACUGCCAGGAGAACUGCCAGGAGGUACGAUCGGGUUUGUUGAACAUUUCCUCCUGCUGGUACGGAGCGCCCGUUUUUGCCUCCUAUCCACAUUUCCACGAGGCCGAUCCGUAUUAUGUGGAACAGGUGGAUGGAAUGAAACCAGAUAAGGAUCGUCAUGAAUUGGUGGUCAUUCUGGAGCCGAAGACGGGCAUGAUUCUGGAGAUCAAGGCACGCAUAAUGGCCAGCCUUCUUGUAGAGCCACGACCAUCAGGAAUCUAUCGCAAGUCGCGUCGGACAUUCUUUCCCCUAAUCUGGGCCGACUACCAUGUGCGCAUCACUCCCGAUCUUUUGACCUACGUCAAGCUAAUACCGAUCAUGGAGAGCCUGGGAAAGGUAUGCGGCUGCCUGGGCAUUGCCCUGGGUCUGGUAAUGCUGUUGUGGUAUCCGAGACAGAUGCUCUGGAAGAAGCAUCUCAUGCAGAAGAUCGAAAUCAAUGCACUGGACACUCGCACCCCUGAACAGAUAAAGGGAGUGGAAGAGUCCCCGCUGCUGAUCGGUGUCCAAUAUGUGCCCGCCAUCAAGGAGGGGGCGAGUCCAAGCUGAAUAGAGGUCCUAUCUGUUAACACUAGCUGUACGAGUAUGACAUGUGAUAGGGAUAAGGGCUUAGCGUCUGUCUUGCCUAGUCUACAGUCUAAGUUAAUAAAUGUUAAAGGGUCUUCAAUUACUCGAUGCUUUAAAAGUGUCGUUUUGAUGGAUUGGUCACUGCGCUGGAUGGAUGAAUGGAGCUGUGGAUUGCCAAAGUAUUUGUAGCAGUAAAAAAGACGCCCCUACGUACAAUAUCAUUCCUUGUCAUACUGAAUCAUACAGUCAUACAAUAAAACAACAGUAAAAGCAACCACUUGCCACCCUCAUGACCGAUUAAAAGUAUGGAAGUAUCGAA